Penaeus vannamei (Pacific white shrimp) is the source of this 1236-nucleotide messenger RNA. Its product is annotated as failed axon connections homolog. NCBI's taxonomy places the organism in Eukaryota, Metazoa, Arthropoda, Malacostraca, Decapoda, Penaeidae. The record is from RefSeq and is a predicted model, not a curated record. Gene Ontology annotation, cellular component: cytoplasm.
AAUAUUUCCUUGAUGCAGUUGCCAAUUCGCCAGUUUACCGCUGAAUACAAAGGCACCCAACUGCACAGUAAGUGAGGAAGUAUUGGAAGCACUCGUCCCAAAAGGAAUUGCAACAAUGGACAUGUUGGUGAAAGAUUCCCUGGAAACACUUUGGUCAAAUGAAUGGAUAAGAAAAAGCAUUGUGAUAUGCAUUGGAUUUGGAGUUAUUAUUUCUGUAAAAAAAUUCUUUGAAAACAGAAAAUUGGCUAAGUUAAGAGCUGAUUGGAAUGCAGCAGGCAAGGAUGUUGUGGUUCUUCACCAAUUUUGGCGUGGCAAAUAUUGUCCCAAUAUGAGUCCAUAUGUCUUGAAAGUGGAAUGUUUUAUGCGUUUGGCUGGUAUCAAGUAUGUUACUGACAUCCAAAAACCUUUUGGAGCAAGAGGUUUGUGUCCUUGGAUCACUCUUAAUGGGGAAGACAUUGAUGAUUCCCAGCAUAUACUUGAACGUUUGACGGAGCAGUUUAAUGUCAAACUUGAUGACCAUCUCACACCAGAGAGAAAGGCAACUCUUGAAGCUAUAAGAAUCAUGUUGGAAGAACACUUCUUCUGGAUUUUGUUCAUGUAUAGGUAUUACCAUACAAAUUGCAAGGUAUUUAAGAAAACUCAAGUAUUCCCAACUUGGUUUCUGCAUUACUUUUUCUCAACAUACCUUUACUACCACUCACAAAAGCGAGGAAGAGCACAAGGUAUUGCUCGACAUACAUAUGCUGAACAGGUCAAGAUGACUGAGAAAAAUCUUGAGAUCCUUAAUACACUUCUUGGUGAUGGCCAGUAUUUUGGUGGUGACCAGCCCUGUUCAACUGACUGCAUUAUUUUUGGAUUUUUGGCCCAGGGCAUGUGGAAUGACACUGACUCACCCUUUGAGACACUUAUCAAAGUUACAUAUCCAAAGUUAGCUGCUUACUGCAUCAGGAUAAAGGAGCGUAUAUAUCCUGACUGGAAGAAGCUGUUAAAUCCACCUCAAGAAUAAAGGUGUUCAGGUCUUCCUAUAGUUCACAUAUUCAGAUUUUUAAAUCUUUUCAGCAGUACAUAAAAUUACCUCAUAAUUGUAGUUGGAUUCUUGAAGUAUCAAAGUAAUUAUGAUCUUAAAAAAUGUAAAAUAAAUAUGGUCUUGUAGAUAGUAUAGGUUAAAUGUAUCAUUUCUAAGACUGCUUAAUGUCAUUGUGAUUUGGGAACAAUAAAUAAUAGUUGGAGAAUUGC